This is a messenger RNA of Myripristis murdjan (pinecone soldierfish), 1689 nucleotides long. RefSeq names its product XK, Kell blood group complex subunit-related family, member 9 (gene xkr9). Bases 227 to 1387 code for a protein of 386 amino acids. The transcript is spliced from 4 exons. Gene Ontology annotation, cellular component: membrane. NCBI's taxonomy places the organism in Eukaryota, Metazoa, Chordata, Actinopteri, Holocentriformes, Holocentridae. The record is from RefSeq and is a predicted model, not a curated record.
UGGAAAGUGCUGAGCCAUUCGCCUCUGUUAUUCUACACAGCAGUGUGUGAUGGGCACAAGACACAAACUGGCUGAUAUGACACAUGAACUGGUGGUAACAAGACAUCAUAUUCCUGAGAAAUUACACAGAGGAGCCUUUCCCCAUCCAGCCAUAUGAGACAUUCAUCCUCAAUACAGAGUGAAACCUUCAAGACAGGCUGAACCUUUCAGCACAGCCUGACAUAAAAUGCUUCAGUCAGACUUUGGAUACACUAAACUGCGAUGGUUAUUAACCAUUCUUGGACUGCUCUUGUAUGUGGUGGACAUUGGGACAGAUGUUGGACUUGCACUGCAGUAUUUACUGGACAAACAAUUUGUCUGGGCUGGACUGACUCUUGUGUUUGUUCUGGCUGGACUGGUGACGACACAGAUUUUCAGCUAUGCCUGGUAUUGGGAUGAUAUGAAUAAUGUCCUGGUGAACCCUGAGGGUAAUCCAACCGUAUUAGGAAUAUCCAAAUGUGGACUUGCUGCUGUCCAUCUGUUUGGAAUGGGCAUCUUUUCCAGGUAUUACCAUCUACUGAAAAAGGGCUACCAUGUGAUUUGGCCUGCAAAGUCUUCCUAUACAGUGGAGCAGACGCGGGAUGCGCAUCAGAAUCUGUUUGUCCUGGCGACUGAUCUUAGCAUGCUCAAACUCUUUGAAACAUUCAUGGAAGGUGUUCCUCAGCUCCUUCUACAGCUGUACAUCAUCCUGGGCCACGACAACAGCUCAAUCUUGCAGUGUGUUUGUAUGGCAUUCUCCUUCUUCAACAUCGCCUGGUCACUGGUGGACUUCCGCCGCUGCCUGCGCAGGUCCCUGCCCAGUCUCAGGGAGAUGCCCUCUGGCCUGCCCACCGCAGUCUACCUCCUCUACAAACUCUUCACCAUCACCCCGCACAUCCUCAGCUACACUCUGCUCCUCGUGCUCAGCACCUACACCUCUGUAGCCCUCGCCUUCCUCUGGCUGCUGGGCACAACCUGGGCCCAUUUGAUUCAGACUAACUUCUGCUCAUGCAGGGGCCUCGAGUGGCUCUACAGGGCAGUCAUAGGAGUCAUUCUCACUUUCACCUUUUUCAACAUCAAAGGACAGGACACUAAAGUAGUUAUGAGCAUCUACUAUUUCUUUUAUUCCCUCAUAAACUUCAUGGCUCCAAUCCUGCUGGCUUUGCUAAAGCCCGAGACACAGACAACAACCUAUUUGUUGCCAGUUGCUUUUGUGAUCUUUGCUGGUACAGUGCUGGGGCUGGUCUUCCUCAUGGUGUACUAUAUCUGCUUACACCCCAGAGGGAAGUGGCGAGAAGCAGAUGAGGUGGACGGACUGGAAAAGGAACCAGAGACCAUGUUGAGAAUAAAGAGCUUCUUGCAACCUUAAUGAAGUUUCUAUCAGUUUACACUAGGUUAUCAGAGUGCAGAGAGGACCAUAAACAGCACUUCCUCAGUCAAAUCUGUCUGACAUUAAAACUGACGGUGGAGCAAGCAGUAUGUCCUAAUAGCUUGAUAAUGUUAUCACUACAUAAUUAAUCUGCUGUCAGUUAUCUUACCGUACAUCUGAGGUGAAGCUUGUUUUCUCACCACUGACACAAAGUACAGAUUCAGUGCAAUACAGCUGACCUAUAUAAAUAAUUUCAAUAUGUAAAUAGUUUUAUUUAUUCUUGUUUCAAUAAACAUAUAUAU